This is a messenger RNA of Staurois parvus, 332 nucleotides long. Lineage: Eukaryota; Metazoa; Chordata; Amphibia; Anura; Ranidae. The record is from the annotation of a GenBank genome assembly.
AUGUGAUCAGCUGUGUCCAAUCACAGCUGAUCACAUAAGAGAGCUGGUAAUCAGCAUCCCUCAGAGGGGACAUGUACACUGAUCAUCAAGGCACUGAUGAUCAGUGUGCCCUGAUGACCUGUGUAGCACCAGCAGUGCCACCUGUCCGUGUCCAUCAGUGCCAACUGUCAGUGCUCAUCCCUGCCACCUGCCAGUGCCCAUCAGUGCCUACCAGUGCACAUCAAUGCCACAUAUCAGUGCCCAUCUGAACUGCCUUUCAGUGUCACCCAUCAGUGCCAGUCAGUGCCACCUAUCAGUGCCACCUAUCAGUGCCAGUCAGUGCCACCUAUCAG